Daucus carota subsp. sativus is the source of this 1836-nucleotide messenger RNA. RefSeq lists its product as uncharacterized. The coding region runs from base 160 to 1527 and encodes 455 amino acids. Gene Ontology annotation, biological process: phospholipid metabolic process. Lineage: Eukaryota; Viridiplantae; Streptophyta; Magnoliopsida; Apiales; Apiaceae. The transcript is spliced from 7 exons. The record is from RefSeq and is a predicted model, not a curated record.
UUUUUUAUGACUUUUCCAUCAAUAUCGAAUAUAUCCUUAUCCACUGCACCGCACUAACCUACCUUCUUGCCGCCGAAGAAAACCCCUCUAAAAAUUACACACACAUAUUCAUUAAUUGUUGAGCACGAAAAUUAAACAAUCUGGGUUGUAUUGUGAACAAUGGUGAUGGAGAUGGAAGGAGAAGAGUGGAGAGACAAAGCCAGGUCACUUCAGCUCCUCCUACGACACCGUUUCAGAGUCGCCGUCGAUCGCCACCGCCCUAAUCUCUCCGACGGCUAUUUCUCUACGCGCAUUCAGCUCUGGAUCGAUCGAUUCCGCAACUUUCGUCGCGAUUCCUUGCCUUCUUCCACCAAAUUUUAUCUCAAAAGAGUUAGCAAGGAUAUCGACAUGGAAGAAGACUCAGUUCUUACUCGCAUGCUGCAAGCUGUGGCGGUUCCUGUUAUUGGGAAUGUUUGUUAUGUUUUUAUGCAUGGUCUUAACAAAGUACAGAUAUAUGGUGCAGAGAAACUACAUAAAGCAUUGCAGCAUCGACCUAGCAACAAGCCUCUUAUAACGGUUAGCAACCAUGUUGCUUCUCUUGAUGAUCCACUUGUUAUUGCUGCUCUGCUUCCCCCAAGCGUUCUUUUGGAUGCUCAUAAUUUGAGAUGGACACUUUGUGCAAGCGAUCGUUGUUUUCGAAAUCCAGUUACAUCCGCCUUUUUUAAGCAUGUCAAAGUUUUACCACUUACUCGUGGUGAAGGAAUUUAUCAAAAGGGGAUGGACAUCGCUAUUGCAAAGUUGAAUCGUGGUGGCUGGGUUCAUAUAUUUCCUGAAGGAAGUCGUUCUCUAGAUGGUGGAAAGACUAUUGGAUCAGCAAAACGAGGCAUUGGAAGGUUGGUCCUGGAUGCUGACAAUGUACCCAUGGUUGUGCCGUUUGUGCACACUGGCAUGCAAGAUAUUAUGCCCAUCGGGGCCAAGUUUCCGAGGAUUGGAAAGACGGUAACUGUACUCGUAGGCGAUCCUGUUGAGUUUGACGAUCUACUUGGCAUGGAAGGAGAGCCAGGGAUGUCAAGGGGAAAACUAUAUGAUGCUGUAUCUGCAAGGAUUGGUGAACGGAUACGAAAAAUGAAAGCCCAAGUUGAUAGAUUGGCCCUGGAACAAUUAUUGCAAUCCCAAAACUAUCCUUGGACGUGCACUGACCGUGCUGCUGGAAUCUUACGACAGGUUGACUGGGAGUCACUUGGCAUGGAACAUUAUAUUGGUCUCGAUGAGCAAGAGGCACCUAAACAAAAUGUUGUUACUGAGCAGAAGGCAGAACACAUUAAUGUGAAAGAGAACAAUGCACAAAAUCGAUAUUUCAGGAUGGGCUUAUCUUAUGAAGGUGGGAUCGUAUCAAGGAUUCGUGGUUAUAUGGACCCAACUGAGCUAAUGGGUUUUGCUGCUAGAGGUAUAUUUACAAGCUCCCGGGUAGACGAAGGUUUUGUAAAUCUUCAAAACAAUAACCCUCUUAAGGCUUGGAAAAACUUCAUGGAAGGGCAUCUGGUGUGAUUGGGGAACUUGUAUCAACCCAGCUCUACCGGCCUAUGUAAAUAAAAUUUUGUUUGAGGAAUAUAUAUAUAGUGAUGAUGUAUGAGUUAACAACUAAAUGAGGUUUGGAAGCUAGUAUUAAUCGUUUCAGACGCAUGUUUUCUGGGUUUGGAUUUCCCGAGCUGGAACUUGCUGGAAUAAAAUAUAAUACUGCCAGUUGUAGCUUUAACAUUGCUAGAUGGGCAAAAUUACUGUCAUCCAAUAUACAUUGUACGUUGUACCAGAAAACAGCAAUUUGAAGUCCGUUAUCUACUUUGCUAGUUUUGAUUA